UAGGCAGCCAAUAACUAAAUUAAAAUUUUCAGUUUGUGCAAUAUUGGACAGGUUAAAAGUUUAUGUAGAAUUAAUUUAGACAAUUAACAUGAAAUUACAUGUCACAAUUUGCUGAUGAUUUAUAAAUAUUUUUUAUAAUUCAUAUUUUACUUAUUGUGUUUUCUGUUUUGUUUUUUUAUAAUGUUCCAACAUUUUAAAAAACAUUUAUAUCUGUUAAUAAAAAAAAUUAUUUUUUAAAAAAUGUUCUUUAUUUGUAUUGUCUGUGUUUUUAAAUGCUGUCAGUUAUUGUCAUGUACAUACAUGGUCCAAUUUUUUUUUCUUUUUCCGUUCACUUAAGCACUAGGUGCUUAAAAAUCAUACUAAACAAGAUUGCAACUUAGACAGCUACAACCGCUCUAAACUGCAAUAUUCAUACUAUGUGUAGUACAGAGGCUUAACGGGUUUAAAACUCUUUUCGUGUAAACAAACUAACAAACACUCUAGGACUUAGCUUUCAACUUAGGCAUUUAAUUGCAUAGUUUAUUUACAUAUUAGUUCAUAUGGUUUCUUUUAAUAAUAUCUAACUGUUAGUCCUCUUGAGUGUAUAUACAAGCCAGGUCAACAGAACUGGGAAAUUAAUAAGUAAAAAAAUAUAUGUUUAGGACAUGUACGUCACAGUUUUUGAAUAUGCAAAGCUUUAUUCGCUACAAGUCAUAAGACCUGAAAUUUUCUUGUUUUUAUAACCCUUGGCCAAAAUUGUUGCGAUUUAAUGUAAUUUUGUUUUCCUACUAUUGAAGAAUUAUUUGGGCAAAUUUGUAGGGUUUAGGCCUAUAAUAAUAAUAAAAAAAUUGAGAAUGCUUUUUGGAAAAUCAUGUUAAAAUAAGAAGCAGAAUGAAAUAAUUUGUAUCAAUGAAUAAAAAAUAAAUUCUUUUGUUCUCUUUCUUCCAGGUUUUUUGAAAUUUGAGAAAGAAUAAUAUGACAGUUUUUUUCUUUUUCCCUCUUCUCCCCUCAUUUUUUUAAGGAAUGAUAUUCCAUAUUAUUUGCCUAAAAAUUUAACCUGAUGUAACUUUGUUUUCAAUGUAUGGUUUGUUGUUAACUUUUAUGAAAAUCAGUGCAUUUUCUAAUGAUUUUUUAGUGAAAAUAUGGACAGACCUGUAAUAGAUUUUAAUACAAUAAGCAUACAAGAACUUGAACAACUGCCAGGAAUUGGAAAAGCAAAAGCAGCUAUCAUCGUAGAGCACCGCAAACUUUAUUCGAAAUAUAACUCUAUUAAUGACCUCAUAGCCGUGGAAGGAAUCACGAAAACUCUGAUAACAAAAUUACAAGAUGAAUAUACUAUCGAAUUUGGCAAUAAUGAAAAUGCAGAUCCUGUUCGUCGCAAAAGCGUUUAUUUAAAAAGGCAAUUUAGAAGGAGUACAUCACAAACAUGUUCGUGUUCAGAUGACGAAUCUCCCACACCGGAGAAAAAGCUAAAAAACUCUGAUAUUGUAUCGCCCUGUAGCAGUAUAGGAAGUUCAAUUUCUCAUGUCUUACCUUCAUGUGCCAGUCCUGGGUACGCUGUACGCAAGAGACUUCAUUCUGAAGCUUCAAGCCCGCCAGCUCGCUUGCAGCCAUGGCUUGAUCAGUUUCAGGAUUGGGGUCGUGAAGAAAGACUUAUUGCUUUAAAUGAUCUUAUAGGUCUGUGUGACAUGUCUGUAGUAAGGCAUAUGAUGGCAAAAAUUGAGCCACACUUUCAAAGGGACUUUAUAUCUUUGUUGCCUAAAGAAUUAGCUUUGUAUGUCCUGUCAUUUUUGGAGCCCAAGGAUUUGUGUUUCGCUGCUAAGACAUGUCGCUACUGGAGAAUAUUAGCUGAAGAUAAUUUGUUGUGGAAGGAAAAAUGUGAUGAAUAUGACAUGUUUUGUUCAAUCAGUGACAGUCUAAAAAAUUUAAAUUCAACUUCUACCAAAAAAAACAAAGAAAUACCUUACAAGCAGUCAUUUCUUUACUGUCACAAGCUAGAAAUGAACUGGCGUUGUCAGCCAUUAAGGUCGGCAAAAUACUUAAAGGGACAUGAUGACCACGUUGUGACAUGCCUGCAGUUUGACGGUGUCAAAAUUGUUAGUGCUUCUGAUGACAAUACGCUUAAAGUUUGGUCAGCUGUGACUGGAAAUCUUAUUAGAACACUGGUUGGCCACACAGGUGGUGUUUGGUCUUCUCAACUGAUGGACAACAUAGUUGUUAGCGGUUCCACUGACAGAACUCUGCGUGUUUGGAAUGCAGAUUCUGGCGAGUGUAUACAUGUAUUACAAGGCCACACUUCCACUGUUCGUUGUUUGGCAAUGCAUGGAAACUCUGUUGUUAGUGGUUCAAGAGAUGGAACACUCCGUGUGUGGGACGUUAUAGAAGGCAAAUGUUUGCAUGUGUUAAUUGGUCAUGCUGCAGCUGUCAGAUGUGUUCAGUUUGAUGGAAAGCAUGUAGUCAGCGGUGCAUAUGACUAUUUGGUAAAAGUAUGGGAUGUAGAAUCUGAGACAUGUCUUCAUACAUUAUCUGGACAUUCUAAUCGAGUUUAUUCAUUACAGUUUGAUGGGAAAUACAUUGUAUCAGGCUCAUUGGACACAUCAAUUCGUGUAUGGGAUGCAAAAAAUGGUCAAUUGCUACACACUUUACUUGGUCAUCAGUCAUUGACAAGUGGAAUGGUUUUAAAAAAUAACUAUUUAGUCUCAGGAAAUGCUGACUCGACAGUGAAAAUUUGGAACAUAGUUACAGGGAAAUGUUUGCAUACCCUGUCAGGACCUAACAAACACCAAAGUGCUGUCACUUCCUUGCAAUUUAACUCUAAAUUUGUUGUGACUAGUUCGGAUGAUGGCUCUGUGAAACUGUGGGAUAUGAAAACUGGUGAAUUCAUUAGGGAUUUAGUAGAAUUAGACAGCGGUGGUAGCGGAGGUGUUGUGUGGAGGGUGAAAUGUAAUGAGAGAAAACUUGUCUGUGCCGUUGGAAGUAGGAAUGGGACUGAAGAAACAAAACUACUUGUGUUAGAUUUUGAUGUUUAUAAAUAAUUGUUUGUUUGAAGCAGUAACUUGGUUUCAAGUUUAUAUUUCUUCUUUUAAAAAAGAAAAAAAAAACUUUUUUGUAAGGGCUGUAUGUGUAUAUUUAUAUUUGCGGUUCUGAAGUGUUUUAGUUAACUUAUUAAAUUUAGAUAUGAUUUUUUGUCUCACCAAUUUCAAUAUCAUAAGGCCAAUAAAAGUUCAAUCACUGGUUAAUGUGUUAAAACACACCUAUCUUACCUACCAGCUUCCCACACAACAACUUCUUUUUUAUUUGAAUUAACAUAUUUUUUUCCAGUCGUAUUCUGUAUAGAUUUACAUGACAAAAAAUAGUAUCACAUUUCCAACAACUAAGAAAUGAAAAAAGAACUUGAAUUUUAAAAAAAACGCUGACCAUACUUGACAAAAUAUACUUUUCAGGUGUGACCACACUAGCCUUAAAAAUUACUUUUCCUUGGCUGCACUUCUUAGUAUAGACACCACUUCAAAACAUGGUAAUGCUUAUAAUUCUGCUAAACAAUACAAAGCAAGCCAUGUAUUGAUCUGAUCUGCUCACUAAAGAACUUACUAACUAACAACCUAUGUGGCUGAUUAACCACAAGGUCUGGACUAAAAGACUACUUCUUUAUUUAUUUAUUUUCCACGUCUGGUUAGUUCAAACGUUUAAUUUGUUGUAUAUUAUUAAUUUCAAUUUUUUUUCACGUUAGUUUGACAUAAUACAAUGAAUAUGUAUAAAAAAUUUAGAAUUGUGAUAUUAUGUUGAUGAAUGCAAAAGAUAAUUUUUAUAUUUUUAUAUAUAUCAAUAUAUGCUGUUGCUUAAAUUAAAUGCCUCUAUAAUUAUGAGGACGACUAAUGCCGUUAUGGUAUUCCGUAUUGAUACCAUUUAUUUUGCUUAUUUGUCGUAGUCUAUUAUGAACUAAUUAAAGACAACCCAGUGUGUUACAAGAACCUAAAUCCUGUAGAACCCAAUUUUUAUUUAGCCUGCUUAUAUUCCCUAACAUUCCGAAUGUCAGAGUGUUUUUUCUUUAACCUGUUGUCAGUUUUUCUUGUUACUUAAACGUGUUAUCUAUUAUAUAUAUAUUAUGUUAUUCUUUUCAUUAAUAUUAUAAUUUGUAAAGUGUAUUUGCUGCGCUUAAUCUUUCUAUAUUGUGAAAGAAUUAGGAUAUAUACUUUCUUGGCAGCGUUACUGAACAGUUGUUGUUUUAACGUUACAUAUGUUAUGCUGUUUUGUCAUUCAAGGUUUCAAGAAAGAAAAAAGUCUUGUAUAUUAUAAUGGCUGUGCCACCAAAAAAGUGUAAAAAUUUA
This is a messenger RNA of Hydractinia symbiolongicarpus, 4307 nucleotides long. RefSeq names its product F-box/WD repeat-containing protein 7-like. Gene Ontology annotation, biological process: proteasome-mediated ubiquitin-dependent protein catabolic process; ubiquitin recycling. Lineage: Eukaryota; Metazoa; Cnidaria; Hydrozoa; Anthoathecata; Hydractiniidae. Gene Ontology annotation, molecular function: ubiquitin binding. The coding region runs from base 1122 to 3014 and encodes 630 amino acids. The record is from RefSeq and is a predicted model, not a curated record. Gene Ontology annotation, cellular component: nucleus; cytoplasm. The transcript has 4 exons.